CGAGCGCCCGCCGCGAGCGCGCUACACGCGCUGAUACGCGCAACGUCGCGCCCUUUACGUAACGCGCGACCACCGCGCGCACUCGCGCUCCUCACCGCCUUACCGAGGAUUACUGUUGGAGUGAUACGCUGUUAGUGUGCACGAUAUCGUCGAGCCCGGCUCGUGGACGUCGGAGCGGCCGGCCGCGGACCGCCGGAGCUGACGCAGCUCAGGGCUGACGCAGAUGUUGCGCGCGCGCAGAAGCUGGAGAGAGGAGCGCGCGCGGCCAGCGGGCGACGCGGCCACCAUCCCGCGCGCCCUCUAGACCUACACACACCCCUAGGCACUGCACUAUAUACGGUCGGUCAUGAAAAAUCUUGCCCAUUUGCUGGCUGUCCCUAUCAGCGAUCACGUGGUAACUUUCAUCUCUCUAGUAGCCGCGAUCACACUGCUCUCGCGGACGACAGAAGGGCGGUCCGCCCGUAGGUGGUCGGCGGGAGAACGCGGGCGUAGAGCGUGCUGCCGCGCGCGUUUCCCGCACCACACGCACCCGCCCAUUCACUGUUAGCAGUAGGCAGUUCACUCGGGGGGAGUUCGAUAGACAAUGUCCGAGGACUUGGACUCGAUCAGCGAGGAAGAACGAAGCUUGUUCCGACCCUUCACAAGAGAGUCACUGGCCGCUAUCGAAGCCCGCAUAGCUGAGGAGCAUGCCAAGCAAAAGGAACUCGAGAAAAAACGAGCGGAAGGCGAGAACGAUUUGGGGCGGACGAAAAAGAAAAAAGAAGUGCGUUAUGAUGACGAGGACGAGGACGAAGGUCCUCAGCCGGACGCGACCCUGGAGCAGGGCCUGCCGCUGCCGGUGCGAAUGCAGGGCACCUUCCCGGCGGAAGUGUCCUCUAUACCCCUCGAGGACAUCGACCCCUUCUAUCAUAACCAAAGAACCUUCGUAGUCAUAAGCAAGGGUAAAGAUAUCUUCAGAUUUUCGGCCACCAACGCCUUAUGGAUACUAGACCCAUUCAAUCCUAUAAGAAGAGUGGCGAUAUACAUUCUAGUACAUCCUUUGUUCUCGUUGUUUAUCAUUACCACAAUUCUAGUCAACUGUAUUCUUAUGAUAAUGCCUACGACGCCAACCGUCGAAAGUACUGAAGUUAUCUUUACCGGGAUCUACACGUUUGAAUCAGCGGUGAAAGUAAUGGCCAGGGGUUUCAUACUACAGCCAUUCACAUACCUUAGAGAUGCAUGGAAUUGGCUUGACUUCGUAGUUAUAGCUUUAGCUUAUGUGACGAUGGGCAUAGAUCUCGGCAACUUGGCCGCUCUCAGAACGUUCAGGGUACUCCGAGCGCUCAAAACUGUGGCCAUCAUACCGGGUUUGAAAACGAUCGUCGGCGCCGUCAUCGAGUCAGUGAAGAAUCUGAGAGAUGUGAUAAUCUUGACGAUGUUCUCACUGUCCGUGUUUGCGCUGAUGGGCCUACAGAUCUACAUGGGAGUGUUAACGCAGAAGUGUAUCAAGGUGUUCCCGGAAGACGGCUCCUGGGGUAACCUCACCGAUGAGAACUGGGAGAGGUUUUGCCAGAAUGAGACCAACUGGUAUGGGGAUGGAGGGGAAUAUCCACUUUGUGGAAAUUCAUCAGGAGCAGGUCAAUGUGAACCCGGAUACGUCUGUCUGCAAGGCUAUGGACCGAACCCUAACUACGGAUACACGAGUUUCGAUACGUUUGGUUGGGCUUUCUUGUCAGCUUUCCGCCUCAUGACACAGGAUUAUUGGGAGAAUCUCUAUCAAUUGGUGCUGAGGUCAGCGGGGUCAUGGCACGUGCUGUUCUUCGUAGUGAUCAUCUUCUUGGGCUCGUUCUAUCUCGUGAACUUGAUCUUAGCCAUCGUCGCCAUGUCGUACGACGAGUUGCAGAAGAAAGCAGAAGAAGAGGAGCAAGCUGAGGAGGAGGCUCUCAGGGAAGCGGAACAGAAGGCAGCGGCGCGCGCGGACAAACAGGAGGCACGAGAGGCGCACGCGCGCGAGGCGGCGGCGGCAGCACAGGCGGCCGCCUACGCCGAGGCACACCCCGCCAAGUCCCCCAGCGACUUCUCCUGUCAGAGCUACGAGCUGUUCGUCAACCAGGAGCGCGGCAACCAGGACGACAAUACGCGCGAGCGCAUGUCCCUCCGUAGCGACCCCUUCCAGGACUCGGUGAGCACUCAGCCCGCGCACAAGCCCGACCCGCACCACGACUCCGCACGCCGCCCCAGGAAGGUCAGCAUGGCCUCGUUAUCACUGCCUGGAUCGCCGUUCAAUUUGCGGCGAGGUUCGCGGGGCUCGCACCAGAUGGCGCUGCGGCCGAACGGGCGGGCUCGCUACCCGCCCGGCGCGGACCGCAAGCCGCUCGUGCUGUCCACCUACCUGGAUGCGCAAGAGCAUCUGCCUUACGCUGACGACUCCAACGCCGUCACCCCCAUGUCUGAAGAGAACGGUGCUAUCAUUAUUCCAGUUUACUACGCUAAUUUAGGUUCUCGUCACUCGUCGUACACGUCGCAUCAGUCGCGGCUGUCGUACACGUCGCACGGUGACCUGCUGGGCGGCGGCAAGGCGCAGACCAAGGAGGCGCGCCUACGCAACCGGUCCGCCUCCCGGAACCAUAGUGUGACGUCACAGCCGCACGGGUACCCGCUGCCCGGGCAGGAUUUCUCGCUAGCCACCCGCCCACUUAGAGAAUAUGAAAUGAGUACGACUGAAUGCACAGACGAAGCUGGAAAAGUGUUAAAACCGUCGACUGACAACCCGUUCAUAGAAUCUUCGCAACAACCAAACGUAGUGGACAUGAGAGAUGUUAUGGUACUGAAUGAAAUCAUCGAGCAAGCGGGCCGCCAGAGUCGAGCGAGUGAUCAGAACGUGUCAGUGUACUACUUCCCAACAGCGGAAGACGAUGAGGAUGGGCCCACGUUCAAGGAGAAACUCCUCGAGUGCCUGAUGAAGGCGAUAGACUUCUUCUGUGUGUGGGACUGCUGUUGGUUGUGGCUGGAGUUUCAGAAAUACGUGGCGCUACUUGUGUUCGAUCCCUUCGUGGAGUUGUUCAUCACCCUGUGUAUCGUAGUGAACACGCUGUUCAUGGCGCUCGACCACCACGACAUGGACAAAGAUAUGGAGAGAGCGCUCAAAAGUGGCAACUAUUUUUUCACUGCUACAUUCGGAAUAGAAGCCAUGUUGAAAUUAGUAGCUAUGAGCCCUAAGUUUUACUUCCAAGAGGGUUGGAAUAUAUUUGACUUUAUCAUUGUGGCCUUAUCACUGUUGGAGUUGGGAUUGGAAGGAGUUCAGGGUUUGUCAGUGUUGCGUUCCUUUCGUUUGCUACGUGUAUUUAAACUGGCCAAGUCUUGGCCGGCGCUAAACCUAAUUAUAUCCAUAAUGGGUAGGACGGUGGGAGCUUUAGGGAACUUGACCUUUGUACUUUGCAUCAUUAUAUUCAUAUUUGCGGUGAUGGGGAUGCAGUUGUUUGGCAAGAACUACACAGAUUACGUAGAUCGAUUCCCGGACGGGGACCUCCCGCGAUGGAACUUCACGGAUUUCAUGCACAGCUUCAUGAUUGUGUUCCGAGUGCUCUGCGGAGAAUGGAUAGAAAGUAUGUGGGACUGUAUGUUGGUCGGAGAUGUCUCUUGUAUACCCUUCUUCUUGGCUACCGUCGUCAUUGGCAAUCUUGUGGUACUUAACCUUUUCUUGGCCCUGUUACUGUCAAAUUUCGGCUCAUCGAGUUUGUCGACACCGACUGCCGAUCAGGAUACCAACAAAAUAGCAGAGGCCUUCAACAGAAUAUCAAGGUUUAUUGAUUGGGUGAAACGAAACGUAGCGGACGUUAUGAAACUACUGAAGAACAAACUGACCAAUCAGAUAGCGAUCCACGCACCCGGCUUAAAGGCGGCUUUGUGUGGCCGCUGUGUCUCCUCAGAGCGAGUCGACAACGAGCUGGAACUCGGCACAGACCUCGACGACGCCGUACUCUACAAAGACAAGAAACUCAAAGACCAAGUAGAAGUAGCUAUAGGUGACGGUAUGGAAUUCACUAUACCAGGCGACAAUAAAUACAAGAAAGGCAAAAUUUUGUUAAAUAAUAUUAACGCAAUAACAGAUAAUCAUAGAGACAACCGUUUAGAUUGUGAAUUAAAUCAUCACGGAUAUCCUAUACAGGAUGACGAUACAAUUAGUCAAAAAUCGUACGGCAGUCAUAAAAUCAGGUCGUUUAAAGAUGAAAGUCAUAAAGGUUCCGCAGACACGAUAGAUGGCGAAGAAAAGAAGGACGCUAGUAAAGAGGAAUUGGGAUUAGAAGAAGAACUGGUUGAGGAAGAGGAAGAUGGGAAGUUAGACGGAGGUCUGGGUAAAACAGACAUCAUAGUAGCCGCAGACGAAGAAGUUGUUGACGACAGUCCUGCUGACUGCUGUCCUGAGCCAUGUUACGCGAAGUUUCCAUUCCUUGUGGGUGAUGACGAAUCUCCCUUCUGGCAAGGCUGGGGCAUGCUCCGGUUGAAAACCUUCAAACUCAUUGAGAACACAUAUUUCGAAACGGCUGUGAUUACAAUGAUUUUGCUCAGUAGCUUGGCUUUGGCUUUAGAAGAUGUAAAUUUACCACAUCGGCCGAUUCUUCAAGAUAUCUUGUAUUAUAUGGAUCGGAUCUUCACCGUAAUUUUCUUCAUCGAGAUGUUGAUCAAAUGGCUUGCCCUUGGCUUCCAGAAAUACUUCACAAAUGCGUGGUGCUGGCUCGACUUCAUCAUUGUCAUGGUCUCGCUUAUAAACUUCGUAGCGGGGCUUUGUGGCGCCGGCGGCAUUCAGGCGUUCAAAACGAUGCGAACGCUGCGCGCACUGCGCCCUCUCAGGGCCAUGAGCCGCAUGCAGGGCAUGAGGGUGGUGGUAAACGCUCUCGUGCAAGCAAUCCCGUCCAUCUUCAACGUGUUGUUGGUGUGUCUUAUCUUCUGGCUGAUCUUCGCCAUCAUGGGAGUACAACUGUUCGCUGGCAAAUAUUUCAAGUGCGUCGAUCUAAACCACACGACGUUGAGCCACGAAAUCAUCCCGGACCGGAACGCGUGCAUCUUAGAGAACUACACCUGGGAGAACUCACCGAUGAACUUCGACCACGUCGGCAAGGCGUACCUCUGCCUGUUCCAAGUGGCCACCUUCAAGGGAUGGAUACAGAUCAUGAACGACGCUAUUGACUCGAGAGAAGUGGGCCGACAACCUAUACGAGAGACGAACAUCUACAUGUACCUGUACUUCGUGUUCUUCAUUAUAUUUGGCUCAUUCUUCACUCUCAACCUAUUCAUCGGUGUGAUCAUCGACAACUUUAACGAACAGAAGAAGAAAGCUGGUGGCAGUCUCGAGAUGUUCAUGACUGAGGACCAGAAGAAAUACUACAAUGCCAUGAAGAAAAUGGGUUCCAAAAAACCAUUAAAAGCUAUUCCGAGACCGAAGUGGCGGCCACAAGCGAUCGUGUUCGAGAUAGUGACGGACAAGAAGUUCGACAUGAUCAUCAUGUUGUUCAUCGGCCUCAACAUGUUGACGAUGACGCUCGAUCACUACCAGCAGUCGGAGACCUUCAGCACUGUCCUCGACUACCUCAACAUGAUAUUCAUCGUGAUAUUCAGUUCAGAGUGCCUAUUAAAAAUGUUCGCCUUACGCUACCAUUACUUUGUUGAGCCGUGGAACUUGUUCGAUUUCGUAGUAGUCAAUUUCUCAAUUCUUAGUUUGGUAUUGAGUGAUAUUAUAGAAAAAUAUUUUGUGUCGCCCACGUUACUGAGGGUAGUGAGAGUAGCGAAGGUCGGUCGUGUGUUGCGUCUCGUGAAGGGCGCGAAGGGUAUCCGGACGUUAUUGUUCGCACUCGCCAUGUCACUGCCAGCCUUGUUCAACAUCUGUCUGCUGCUGUUCCUUGUGAUGUUCAUCUUCGCCAUCUUCGGCAUGUCGUUCUUCAUGCACGUCAAAGACAAAGGUGGCCUCGACGACGUGUAUAACUUCAAGACUUUCGUGCAGAGUAUGAUCCUGCUAUUUCAGAUGUCGACGUCCGCCGGCUGGGACGGCGUGCUGGACGGCAUCAUCAACGAGGAGGAGUGCGACCUGCCGGACAACGAGCGCGGCUACCCCGGCAACUGCGGCUCAGCCACCAUCGGCAUCACCUACCUGCUGUCCUACCUCGUCAUCUCCUUCCUCAUCGUCAUCAACAUGUACAUCGCCGUCAUUCUCGAGAAUUACUCGCAGGCGACAGAAGACGUGCAGGAAGGUCUGACGGACGACGACUACGACAUGUACUACGAGAUCUGGCAGCGCUUCGACCCCGACGGCACGCAGUACAUCCGCUACGACCAGCUGUCCGACUUCCUCGACGUGCUGGAGCCGCCGCUGCAGAUCCACAAGCCCAACAAGUACAAGAUCAUCUCCAUGGACAUCCCCAUAUGUCGCGGCGACAUGAUGUUCUGCGUGGACAUCCUCGACGCGCUCACCAAAGACUUCUUCGCCCGGAAAGGCAACCCCAUCGAGGACCCCGGCGACCUGGAGGUGGGCCGGCCCGACGAGGUGGGCUACGAGCCUGUGUCGUCCACGCUGUGGCGUCAGCGCGAGGAGUACUGCGCGCGCCUCAUCCAGCACGCGUGGCGCCGCCACCGGCGAGCACACGAGUCCCCGCGCGGGCCGGGCGGCGCGCCCACCGCCGUGCUGCUGGACGCCGUGACGCCCAACGGGCACCGCGUGGUGCUGGGCGGCGCCGCCGGCUGGCGUGCCGAGCCCGGCCCGCCGCCCGCGCCCGUCUGACCCGCGCUGGCGCUGGCGCUGCUGCCCGCGCUGGCCGCCGACGCGCCGCUGCCGCUGCCCGCACCGCUGCCCGAGCUGUUGAGCCCACCCAAGCGCACUUAAUUAUUGUUUACGCUAGACGUGUCGCGUGUACAUAUAGCGUGGUAGCGCGAGUAGCGUGCGAGCGGCGGAGUGCGGCGGCGGGCGAGCAAGCCCGCGCGCGAGUGGCGCCCGCGCCGCGCCCCUGGACGUUGUUCUCGAACGUUCGACAGACGUUCGACGUGUUUACUGGAGUGUUUUGUAUUCGCGUGGCCGAAGCUUAGUGACCGUUUGUUUUGCGACCGAUGAUCGUGCGCGUUCACCGCGUUCAGUCGUUCCGAUUGGUAUCCGUUCGUUUGCGUUCGCGUGCGGACCGGUUCCCGGUGAGUGAAGGCGCCGAUCGGAGAGGAUCGUUCUCGCGAGCGUGCCCUUUUUUAUUCGUCACUAGUGAUGUAAUGUAAGGUAUUGGAUAAAAUUGAGGAAACUCUAAAAGCUUAUUUUUGUAUUCGAUGAAUAUCACUGUCUAUCUGUAAAAUUCUAAAACAGAGCUGUACUUAUAACUAUUAUGAAGUUCGAUUAUUUGUUACCGAUUGUGAGAUAUCAUUUUACUUCCCCGAAAUGGUGUCGAGCAAUAGCACAACAAGAUGUCCCCGGCCCCGGCGUGUAGUGUGUUGUGUGUGUGUGUGCGUGCGGUGCGAGUGUAGUGGUGCGGAGUGCGGCAGUCACGCUUGUUACGUUCGCUUGUCACGCUGGCGUGAUCCCGCGUCACGUCGCCGCACGCCUCCCUUCAUUACAUGACGUCAACCAUCGCCUGCGCUGUACGGCGCUAGUAUUAUCGUAUCUUAAUAGACGCUUAAGAGAAGCAAUGGCUACGCCGAUUCAUAUCAAUUUUGUCCGUAUAGUUUUAAUAGUUCCAAUUUGUAAGCUUCUCACUGUACCGAAACGACGCGAGGUCGCGUCUAUCUAUGCGGGGACGGCUGCAGCCGGUCCUCGGAAUUAAGAGAGUUUAGAGAAAUUUUUGCAACGUUAUCUAUAUAAGCUUAACAAAUCAGCUGUGAAAUCGGUACCAGAAUUCACUUCCGUCCUAAUUCAGUACGCAUCAUAGGAAUCGAGCCAUUUUAUGUAACGCGCACUUUCCACAUACCUAGUUAAUGUAAUUGCCUUCCCCUGGUUACAUUAGCUGCGGGAGACGGCGGCCUUCCCCAGCCGCCACUCCCUAGCGCCGGCCCCGGCCCGGACUCGCCCUGGCCCGGGUCGGGCUGGGCCGAGCUCGGGCCUGGGCCCGCCUUCGCCGGCGGGCUGCGCGCCGACGCUCGCGACACUGGCACUAACUGCAACACGUGACAAGCUACUGCCUACUGGUUCUGCUACAUCACCCAACAAUGUAUAGAAUCGGCGUGAGUUGAUGCCUUACAUUGUUAGCUUCGGUAGUGCGGCGUGGCAGGGUGCCGGGGUGGCGGGCGCCGCCGGACGCUCGCCGCGUAGACCUACUUGUAUCUGAUAUAGCGAGCGGGCUGGUACUGCUUCGACGAGUGUAGCUCUUGCAGAUCACAUUUUGACGAUGUUGAUGAUGUUCAAUGUUCAUUCACGAUGUACAACCGAUUCGGCUACUUGAAAGGCAUCACUAUAAUUAGCAAUAAGAUAAUAUUGAUAUACCUAAGAGAUCGAACGUCCCUUACCGAGUAAGGUAGAUAUUAUUGAAGUAUUGUUUAUUUUUCGAUUGACAUCUCUCUAGAUAGACGGAGGUCCGCGGUCGAGGCCGCGGCCCCGGACGUUGCCGUUACCUCACGACGGUUCACUUCUGUGACAGUAUUGUCUUUUCCAGCACAACAGACUAAUGAAUCAUUCAAUUUUUGUAAUUUAACUUUGGAAGUGGUCAAUUUUCUACUACUCUGUAAAUAUUGAGAGCUUAUUGCCGGGUAGAUCCCAAACCGCACGUCGCAACACGUAAUUUAUUAUAUUAUGUCUACUAUCUAUUGAUAUCAACGAUACGUAAUAAGCUUGAAGCAAUAACGUUAACGUGUGCUCGACGAGAGGUUUCGCUUUUCAUUACCUUGUACGGAACAUGUCACCGAAUACUUGUGUGCCGGUUGUUUUACAUUCAUUUACAUAUAAUGUGGAAAAUAUCUCAAGUGCAAGACAAUUUUAAGUGUUGAAAGAUUUAAAGAGUCAGUGUAUCGUAAACUAAAUGAGACGCUUACAGUUUUGCACAUAUUUUGCAAUAAUUAUGGUUACAAGAUAAUGAUUAUGUAGAUAAUUUUAUAAUGAAUGCGCCGGCGCCCGCCCGCGAGGUUCCCCGUCGCGCGCGCGCGCCGCCCGCGUCGCGUUACGUUCACGAGGUAACCAGAGCCGUGUGGAGCCGCUCAACCUCUGUCCUUUAAUAUAUGAUAUUAUAUUGCGCUUUGGAAGACUGAUCGGAUAAGAUGAUCUUGAACAUUUAUUUCUAUGUCCUUGUUGACGUGUUUGUAAAAAUCGAAAAUCAAAAUCUGUAACUUAAAAUCACGUAAGUAUUUUAAGUUUAGAAAUAUGAUUUAACUCGACAAUACUGAUAUUCUCACCUAGUUAGUGCCGUGUAAACACUUACGUAUAUACACCAAUUGUUGAUUGUUAGCUUUUAAGGUAAACUUACCGCUUGUCACGAAAUUAGUGAAUGUGAAUAUAAGCCUAUAGUUAGCCAGUAAACUUUAUAAACAAGCUAGAUCAUUAUUUGCUCUUUUUAACAAAACAUACAAUCAAGAAAACGAAUAUUAUGUUAAACUGAAUCAACACAAAUUCAUCAUCAAGAAAUUCGAAACUAGAUUUCAAAACCAUAUUUCCCACUUCAAGUGUAUAUUAUAAUAAAAAUAAUAGAAUUUAAUCCAACGGAAAUUUAAAACUGAACAUACAAUUUGUCUGUAGUGGUCAAUUCUGAUUUCUUUCCAUUUUAUUUAGUUUAAGUAAUUUUGCUAUCACAAAGAUGCAUUUAUUAAAAAAAGUAAGCAUUCAUGUGAUGAGAUCUACAACUUAAGAGUAUAUUUCUUAUUUAAAGCUCCUUCUAGCGUUAGGUAUUGAGAUUGACAAGUUCCACACGGCUCUACACGACAUGGUCUGCCAAUAUGUCGUCACUUUAUGUUGGUGAAACCAAAGAUUAUAACUACUAUUAGGCAUAUUUGCACAAAGAAGUUGUGUUUAAUUAAGUUUAGACAAUAAGUUAUAAUAUCAUUGUAUUGUUUAUUUUAACUAUACUUAUGACAAAAAAGUGAGUUCAGUUUGCUGAAUGAUAGAGGUUUAAUUGAGUAUUUAUUAUAUAUAUUGUUGAAGUUUGUACAAAAUAAAUUAAGUAAACGAUAAAAUAUAGAACUUGACUGCUUUA
Helicoverpa zea (corn earworm) is the source of this 10121-nucleotide messenger RNA. RefSeq names its product sodium channel protein para (gene para). The transcript has 37 exons. Gene Ontology annotation, biological process: sodium ion transmembrane transport; membrane depolarization during action potential; neuronal action potential. Gene Ontology annotation, molecular function: voltage-gated sodium channel activity; calcium ion binding. The coding region runs from base 584 to 6751 and encodes 2055 amino acids. Gene Ontology annotation, cellular component: voltage-gated sodium channel complex; plasma membrane. The record is from RefSeq and is a predicted model, not a curated record. NCBI's taxonomy places the organism in Eukaryota, Metazoa, Arthropoda, Insecta, Lepidoptera, Noctuidae.